AUGGGAGUCCCGGCGUUCUACCGAUGGCUGAGCGAGAAGUAUCCGAAGAUUGUGGUGGACAUGCUAGAGGACCACGCGGCUCGGGUGGAAGGGACGGAGAUUCCCCUCGACCUCACGGCGGAGAACCCGAAUGGCAUCGAGUUCGACAACCUGUAUAUCGACAUGAACGGCAUCAUCCACCCUUGCUCUCACCCUGAGGACAAGCCCCCCCCGGAGAGCGAGGAGGAGAUGUACAAGAACAUCAUGGACUACAUCGACCGACUUUUCUCGGCGGUCCGGCCGCGGCGGCUGCUCUACCUGGCCAUCGACGGAGUGGCCCCCAGGGCGAAGAUGAACCAGCAGCGCUCGCGACGGUUUCGGUCUGCCCAGGAGGCGGAGGAGGCAGCGGAACUGAUGGAAGAGACGCGCCAGGCCAUGAAGGAGAUGGGCGUGAAGGUGCCGCCCAAGGCAAAGCCUGCGUGGGACAGCAACAUCAUCACCCCGGGCACGGAGUUCAUGCACAAACUGUCCCGCUACCUGCGGUUCUACGUGCAGGACAGGGUCAACCGCGACAAGGCCUGGCAGAACAUCAAGGUGAUACUGUCGGACGCCAGCGAGCCCGGCGAGGGGGAGCACAAGAUCAUGGACUUCGUGCGCCGGCAGCGCACCCAGCCGGGCUACGACCCGAACCAGCACCACAUCCUGCACGGCCUGGACGCGGACCUCAUCAUGCUCGGGCUCGCCACGCACGAGCGCUCCUUCACCAUCCUCAGGGAACAGGUGCUAUUCGGGCGGCAGCAAAAGGAGGCGAGCGAGAGGAAAGCCGCCGCCAUGAACGCGGCGAGGGAUGCAUUGGCCGGGGUGGGUCAAAAGGCGAAGCGGGGGGAGCACGGCGAACACGACGGGGACGUCUCUCCGCACAAGCCGCUACAGAUGCUCCAGCUGUGGACCCUCCGCGAGUACCUGGAGAACGAGUUCAAGGAGCUCGAGGCGCCCGGGCGCGUGCCGUUCGGGUACGACUUCGAGAGAGUGGUGGACGACUUCGUCUUCCUUUGUUUCUUUGUCGGGAACGACUUCCUGCCACACCUGCCGUCGCUAGGCAUCCGCGACGGCGCCCUGGACUACCUCUUCAACGUCUACAAGAGAGUAAUAUCGUCGUUGGGGGACUACCUGACGGCGAGCGGAGGCCGCGUGAACCUCAAGCAGGUGGACGUGAUCAUGAGCGAAGUGGGCGAGAUCGAGGACGAGGUGUUCAAGAGGAGAAAGCAGGCGGAGGUCAAGGACCAGGCGAAGAGGUCCAGCUUUGGGAGACGCGGGGGCGGCCGCGGGGGCAGAAGGGGGGGGCGCGGAGGGGAUAUGGGAAGACAGGGGGUGGGUCCCCCCGGCGGCAAUAGUGGGGGGCGAUACGGGGGGGACGGGGAAAAACAGCGGAUGUACCCGCCUGCGAACUCAGCAUCAGAGAGGCGGAAGGCGUCGCUGGAGGCAAAGAAGACCGCCAAGGCAAGCGACGAUAGCAUCAAGGUCCAAGCGGUGCCCAUCGGGAGCGUCAAGACGGACCGCCUUAAGGAUGCCAAGCGCAGGCUUGAAGACGGUGGUCAGCGCGGCGGUGCCAAGUGGGGCGGGGGCGAAGAGGGGAAGGGGGAGGAGAAGGGAGGUGCCGCAGAAGACGCCAACAAAUUCUUUAGUAUUGCGAAGCUGGAACGUCCCAUCAGUGGCGGCGCUGCUGUAGAGGGGGGCGGAGGAGGUGGUGUUGGUGGCGGUAAGAAGCGAGAAGACGGUGAGGAUCAAGAUCAAGACGAGGAGGAAGAGGAGGACCCCGACAUGACGGAGGAAGAGAUGGCCAGGGCCAAGACCAUGCUCAAGGACAAGGUGAAGGAUCAGACUCAGGUCUUGCUGGACGAGGCGAGGGACAGCGUCAACGACACGGUGCGGCUAUGGGAGGACGGAUGGAAGGACCGUUACUACCAUGACAAGUGCAAGCUGGAGGACAUCGAGGGGGGCGGGGGAAGGGAGAGGCUCUUCCAGACCUACGUGGAGGGGCUCUGCUGGGUGAUGCUCUACUACUACCAGGGAUGCCCUAGCUGGACGUGGUACUUCCCGUUCCACUACGCGCCCUUCGCCAGUGACCUCAUCAACUGCGACAGGUAG
Ectocarpus siliculosus is the source of this 2127-nucleotide messenger RNA. The record is from the annotation of a GenBank genome assembly. NCBI's taxonomy places the organism in Eukaryota, Phaeophyceae, Ectocarpales, Ectocarpaceae.